UAUUACCUGACCGUAUAGUGGCCUGUGUCAAAUAUUACACCACCUGAAGUGAAACCGCUGAGCCAGUGCAUGUCAGAACAGCACGCCACACCAGGUAGUGUGCGGUUUCAGCUCAGGUGUGUGAGUCCACAGAGGCUCUACAGGGUUAGAUAUGCUCACAGCCCCCGCGAUGGGCGCAAGCGUACCAAGAGUCCUCUGCCAAAAUGACGCAAGCUUUUAACACAACUCAGUGCGCGGAUUGUGACACUACUCUGAGCGGAGGACUCUCUCUCUCUCUCUCUCUCUUUCUGCAUACUGUCUGUAUUUACUGGUUUUCAGAGAGGAGACGCAGCUCGCCCAGAAAUGGUCGUCCUCGAGAGGUCGGUUCUCGCGCGAAUUUUCGUCUCGUGUCUGACGUGUUUGACGCUGCAACCCGGCGCGCGCGGCGUGCGAUUGCACAAGCAGCCUCCUGGUAUUGAGAUCUUUACCUCCACACAGUCGGUCACGGCAAGUCAAAAAGUCCUCACCAUAGAGGGAAGGGAGUGUAAGUUUCCAUUCAGAUUGGGUGGGACUCUUUAUCAUCAGUGCAUUACAUUCAACUCUGGCAGGCGGUGGUGCUCACUUACCAACAACUUCGACCGGGACAUGAAGUGGGGAUAUUGUAGUUCGCACACACGCCUCUUUAACACUGUUUUCCACAGUAUCAGCGAGCAAAGCCUGUGCAAUCCAAACCCAUGUAAGAACGGCGGGGUGUGUACUGCAGUUCCUUACCGGGAUUCGUUUGAGUGUAUGUGUCCAGAUGCUUUCACAGGAGCCAAGUGUGAGCUGAAAAAAUGCUAUGAACCUCUACACCUGAGGCAUUACAACAUCGGGGAGGUGUGGGGACGAAUCCACCUGCGUAACGUCGAGCAGUGCAAAUGCGGCAGAGGCGGAGUGUCUUGUGAGCGCACACGUUACGGAGUAUGUCUAACUAAUCCCUGUGAGAAUGAAGGAACCUGCAGAAUAAUCGAAGCAACAAGAGAGGCAGUGUGUGCCUGCAGACCAGGCUACAGAGGACCAUACUGUGGCAUCUCACCCGAGGAAAAAUGCUAUAAGGACAGAGGUGUACAGUAUCGUGGCACUGUGAACGUUACGCUCUCUGGUGCCCCCUGCCUGCCCUGGAGCUCAGACCUCAUGUACAAUGAGCUCUCGCCGGACACCGUACAGGAUGCCUCCAAGCGGGGACUCGGGGACCAUGCGUUCUGCAGGAACCCUGAUAAUGACAAGAAGCCCUGGUGUUACACAAUGAAUAAUGGAGUGAUCUCCUGGGAAUACUGUGAUGUGCCAUCUUGCCUUAGUGUGUCAUCUUCUCGUAAAGCUCCCACGCCAACCUCUCUUCCCACUCCUGUGCCCAUUCCAAAUCCCAGCUGUGGCAGGAGACACCCAAAGCGAGUUCCUCGAGGACGAAUCAUAGGAGGCACUUCGGCAAUGGCCGGCUGUCACCCCUGGAUGGCGGCGCUGUAUAUCGGCGAUGAGUUCUGCGCUGGCAGCCUCGUCUCAUCCUGCUGGGUCGUGUCGGCCGCCCACUGCUUCAUCCGCAAUCCAUUGCUGUCGGCGGUGCGUGUAGUCCUUGGUCAGCACGUUUUUAACGACUCAAGCUCCAACACGCAAACGUAUGGCAUAGAAAAGUAUGAGUUCUACCACCAGUACGUUCAGUUCAACCCAACAGUGCAUGAUAUUGCCCUUGUGAAGCUGAAGAAGGUUAAUGGUCGCUGUGCUCGUAAAACCAAGUUUAUUCGGCCAAUCUGUCUGCCGGACGAGUCCAUGACGUUCCCAGACUACACAUGCUGCACUAUCACAGGCUGGGGACACAUGCAGGAGAAGGGAAACUCGUAUUCCUCCCUGAGAGAGGGAAUUGUGAAGCUUAUUCCGGAUGAGAAGUGUUCCUCUCCCGAGGUGUACGGCUCAGAGGUGAGAGAGGGGAUGCUGUGUGCAGGUAGUGACAGCUGCGUGGAUGCUUGCCAGGGAGACUCUGGCGGGCCCCUGGCAUGUGUGCGUAACGAAGUGAGUUUUCUCUAUGGUAUUAUUAGUUGGGGUGAUGGUUGUGGACGAACAGGGAAACCAGGUGUCUACACCAAAGUCACCAAAUACAUCUCCUGGAUCAAUCAGACCAUCCGACGCAAAAAACCCUCCCGGAAAAAAAUACUUUAGCAUGUGUGUUAGCAUGCAGUUGCCGUGUGUAUUGCCAGACAUUUUUUUUUUUUUAAAGAACUGUGAAUGAAGAGUAUGUUUUAUAUUCUAUUAAAUUAUAUUGAAACCAUGACUUGUUAUAGCCUCAUGUCACUUGAAUAAACAGUGUCAUUUUGACAUAGACUUGAAUGUCGUCCACUGGUUGUGUUAUUUUUGGGAAUACAGGCUCAGCACAUAUACGUUUAGGUCCGGUCGAGUUUGUCUGCUUCUGACAGCUGUGUGAUACUUUGUGUAGCACUUUUGUUUUUCUUGUUUAAUUGAAGCAUUUGAACUUUGACCCUGUUAAUUGGAUAAAUUCCAGCUUCUGGCAAGACAACUGUUUAAACAUGGAUGUGGAGUGAUGGAAAAAGAAAGACACUCAACAGUUGAUAAAAAUGACAGAAUGUAAUACAGACGAUGAUGUGAAUACUAUUCUGCAGUUCUUCAGUUCGCUGUGUAAGAAUGUUGUAUAGUGUGCAUUGGCAGGUACUGUAAAUAGUCACAUGACAUCUGGAUUCGAUCCAGGGCACAUCCACAGGUAUGAUUGGGGCUGUGUUUACUCUAAGGUUUGCAGGAUGAGUCCUGUUCCUUUACUCUUCACUAAGCAUUAUGGUCAGUCAGAAAUAUUUGGUCAGUUGAGUUCCUCUGAUGUUGCUCAGAUAGGGUCACUUGAGGGCAUAAGUGGCAUUGUCAAAAGUCGAUACCUGACCUGCUACCUCCCACAAGCACGCCAGUAGGUGGACUGUAGGUGUGAGUGAGUGUGUGAAUUUGUGUUUGCAAUGGACUGGGUCCGAUCUAGCGGGUAUUCUCUCCUCUUGCCCAGUGUUCCUGGGAUAGGCUCGGGAUCUACAGCGACCCUGGCCAGGAUAAAGAUUUGAUGUGACUUUGUGGUGCUGCAAUGCUACUGAUACUGUAUGAUACCAUCAGAUGAGGUGUUUUCAUAGGAAAGGCUAAGCUAUACAUAUGAUAUCACCCUGUAUUAUCCACAAGU
This is a messenger RNA of Ictalurus furcatus (blue catfish), 3178 nucleotides long. RefSeq names its product hepatocyte growth factor activator (gene hgfac). The transcript has 14 exons. NCBI's taxonomy places the organism in Eukaryota, Metazoa, Chordata, Actinopteri, Siluriformes, Ictaluridae. The coding region runs from base 343 to 2169 and encodes 608 amino acids. Gene Ontology annotation, biological process: blood coagulation; zymogen activation. Gene Ontology annotation, molecular function: serine-type endopeptidase activity. Gene Ontology annotation, cellular component: extracellular region. The record is from RefSeq and is a predicted model, not a curated record.